CUCGCCAGAGGGGAAUAUUAUUAUUCCCAAGAAUCUCGUGGCAAAACAACAACAGACAUUCGACUAUCUCGUGCUAACUCUUUCACAAAAACAUCUCAAAGUAAAAAAAAAAGAAAAAAUCAUCGCCAUAUAGCUUCCCGUGGAAUUGUGACUAAUCCAGUGAUUGCGAGAUUGUGAGAAAUCAAUUUGUCGAGACGAGCGUUGAGGAGAGCCAAGGAUACAUUUAUUUAUUAGUGAGAUAUGAAAACAUCCAUUGAUGAAAGUCAUGGUCAUCAUACGUAGACAUCGUGCAUUGUCAAAGGGCCACAAUAUGUGACCCACAAAGCAGUAGUAACUCCGAUCGAUUACAUCUUUUUAUUCCUCCACGUUGUGAAUAUUUUGUCGGAUCUACCCGAAAAAAACAACAAAGAUAGGCGUUAUCCCCCACCGCCAUAGGCGCUACCAUUUUAGUUCUAUCGAGCUCAUCGAACAGGCGAACAAGUGGAGAAGACACGACCAAAUAUCAAGGAGAAUAACAAAAACAUUGAGGAUUUCGUUAGCACGCGGUGGAGUGAAUGAGGAAAAUGAGACUUCAAGUGACAGAUAAACGAUGGAAAUCGUAGCUUUUGCACUCCCACGCGUCGAUUGAUACUGCAUGUUGCAAUCACAGCAGCACGUGUCCGUGUAUUUUGAGAUUGUCAGACUCGUUGGGAGCCACCAUUUGUAUUAUUGACAGUCGUCGGGCUUUGUUUACACCUUGUGGUUUUAACGCAGUCGAGUGAUGACAGCCCCUUUGUUCUUGUCUCUGUUCAUGAGUGGUGGUGGUUUUUGAUAUUUUAUCAUCCCUUAUUUGUCAAGAUAAUUGAUUCGAUUGGCUUUCAAUUUGUCGAUUUAUUUAUCGAGGUGAACAGAGAGAAAUUUAAAUAGUGGAAUUGUGGUAGGAGUGAGGGACAAUGGGGGAUUCAAAUUUUUCCGAAUAUUUGUUUGAAUUUGGAAUUAAUGCAAUGGAUACACUGGUGAAGCAGGAACCAGUCCAGGGUUUGGAGAUGGGAUUGGCCUCGGCUUCGGUUCCAAUUCCUGGAGGACAUCGGGGAACUCGUGGUGGAUAUGAUCAAUUGUCUCCUUCACCGAUUGGUGUUCUACCCAUAUGGGGGACUAGAACAGAUCAGGAUGAGCUGCAGAACAGAAAUGAUUCGGAUCCGGUGGAUAUUGGAUAUCCCAUGGAGGAUGAUGAUAUUUUUCAAGUGGAUAAAGCGGAUUUGAUUCAGUCACCGACUUUGGCUGAACUCAAUUGCAGUGACGAUAUACUUCUGGGUGAUCUCAAUUUUGAUGAUCUAAUUCUGCCUCCUCCUGACGAUCGACUACAACCUUUCAGGGCUGAUACAAUCAUCGAGACUGGUGGCACUUUGUUCAGUGGAGGACUCACUAAUUUUACACCCGGCAGUUGUCCGCAGUCCGCUAUUUCUUACAGAAAUUACACUCCUUACACUACUACCUCGGCAUUCAGCUACAAUGGCAUUGGAAUCAUUGAUAAUCUCGAGGCUGUCAGCCCACCUGCAUAUCCCAGUCCGAGUACCAGUAAUUUUGCAGGGAGUUCAACCGCAAGUUCAUCGAUAUCUCCUCAUCCGAUCGUGAGACCCACAGCCCAGUCGACCCUACAUGAGCUUCUCAUGAGAAAGGCUGAGAAUGUGUCUACCUGCAAUCCGAUGGACACAUCCUCCCCGAUGGAGACAGGUGCAACUCGUGUAAAGUCCUCUUGGAUCUCGACGUCCGCUCCAGCCCAAUCGAUGGGUCUGGACCAAUUGUGGGCGAGACGAGAGCCUCGUGAACAUCUUGUCAGCACCAGUAGCACUGGAGUUGUCGAGGCAGGUUCUACCAGCAGUCUCAGUACUGGAUCCGCACUAAGUCCAGAUCCUCCGGUGCAUAUAGAGGGCCUGGGACAGAUCGAGCCCCUCAGUCAUGACGAGGAUUAUGACGACACUGAUUAUGAUAGUGAUCGUUACUCCGAUUACACCAGUGACAAUGAGAGUGGGGGAAGUGAUGGAGAGGAUCAAGGCAGUAUUAAAGGGAGCAGCGAGGGGCGUAAACCGAAAUCUAGCAAGGAGGAGAAGUAUUUCUGGCAGUAUAACGUGCAAGCCAAAGGACCCAAAGGCCAAAGACUGGUGGCACGUGCUCGUCUGGAGAAUCCACAUAUCCUCAAUCAGCCGCAUGACCCUGUUUUCAGUCCCCAGUGUGCACUCAGGGGAAUAAAACACAGUGGAAAAGCUAGAAAGGGCGAUGGAAACGACCUCACACCGAAUCCCAGGAAAUUGUACAGCAUUGGACGAGAGUUGGAUAAGUUAGCUCGGGUUAUCAAUGACAUGACACCAGUCUCAGAGUUGCCAUUCACUGCUAGACCGAAAACAAGGAAGGAGAAGAAUAAAUUGGCCUCCAGGGCUUGUCGGCUGAAGAAGAAGGCACAGCAUGAGGCGAAUAAAAUUAAAUUACACGGACUUGAACAGGAACACAAACGUCUCAUUCAAGGGAUUGCGCAGAUGAAGGGCACCCUAGCUAAAAAACUGGCCGAUCCAAAUGUAGAGAACCAGGAAGACCUCACUCGGCAAAUGGAUAAAAUCGUCAAAUCAGCAACAAAGGGUAAUGCUUUUGUUUCAGAAGUUCGUAUAGCAAGUCACUCAACUGAUUUCGUCAAUAAAGUCCUUGACAAAGUGAAAUCUGGAGUUGCUGAUGGGGGUAUUGACGACUUUUAGUACAGAUUUGUUAGAUUGUUCCUCACACAUCGAUUGUGGAAUGCAGAGAACGAAAGACAGUCUAACCGUGCACACAGCGAUAUAUUUUCGUAGUUAUCGUUGACAAAUUAAGAGUUUAAUUUUUUAAUUAUUGUUUUCUCAUCUCUUCAGAGUCAUUUAAAAUUUUACUAUUUGAAACGUAAUGGAAGGCGGAAUAUUUGAUAAACGGGGAAAAAAAAUUGAAGAAUCGAAAUGUUUAUUGAAAAAAUUCUUAAUGCACUCUGGGUGAUAUUUAAAAAGUGAUUGCAUUAAUUUAGAGUAGGAUUUCCUCUCGAGCAUAGUUGGCUGACAUGGUCUACCUCAAACGAAACGCUAUACCUGCUGAAAAAAAAUAAACCUUUGAAAGAAUAUAGAGUAUACAUUGUCGGGAAAUAUGAUAUAACGAUAUAUAACUAUAUUUUACGUUUAGAUAUUAGGCUGCUGGGACAGCUCUGGUAGCUGGAAGCGCUUCUAUCCUAAGAGAUCUAUAAUACGUGAAUAUAACGUUUGAUUUUUAAAUAUAUUUUAUUAAUAUAUUCCAUAGGUAUAUGACGCCUACUGUUAAUCAAAUCAGAUGCGAUCAGGAUGCAAAGGAUUUAUCUUUUGUACAGUAAUUUUCACUAUGGAACCAGAAUCCUCGAAUUUUAUGUCAAUUGGGAAUUGCCUAGGAUGAUUUUUUUACGCUAAUGGAGGGAAAAACAUAGAAAAUAGGGGGACAAUUAUACAAUUUUGGAGGAAACCAUUUUUUAUGGACAUAUGGAAUAUCUUUCGUGGUAAGGGACAUCGGCUUUGGGCGUUUUUUUUAUCUGUGGGAAGUUUUUUCGCCUAUUACUGAUACAAUGGAUUUUUACGUUUAUGUGCCAGAUUAUUUUAAGUAUAAGUCAUCAAAUGAUUCGUUAUUUUUAUUUUGUAUCUUACUACUUUGAAUUUUAUAAUAUAUUUUUCCACGAGUGGUUUUUACUUGUUAAGAUGGUGUUUUUUUUUUUGUUUGGUUUUUAUGACAACAGGUACGAGUUGUAGUUUAUACUCUAAGUUUGUAGGAUAUUUCGUCGAUGUAAAUAGAUGUGAUUUCUUUGAGUUUA
Molecule: messenger RNA, 3826 nt
Organism: Fopius arisanus
Lineage: Eukaryota; Metazoa; Arthropoda; Insecta; Hymenoptera; Braconidae
Gene: REPTOR
Product: repressed by TOR
Exons: 3
Coding region: 933-2726 (597 amino acids)
Biological process (GO): regulation of transcription by RNA polymerase II; response to unfolded protein
Cellular component (GO): nucleus
Molecular function (GO): RNA polymerase II transcription regulatory region sequence-specific DNA binding; DNA-binding transcription factor activity, RNA polymerase II-specific
Source: RefSeq, a predicted model, not a curated record